This is a messenger RNA of Punica granatum (pomegranate), 687 nucleotides long. Lineage: Eukaryota; Viridiplantae; Streptophyta; Magnoliopsida; Myrtales; Lythraceae. The record is from RefSeq and is a predicted model, not a curated record.
AUGGGCAAUGCAGUGUCUCCAUGCUUCCACCCUGCUAAGAACUCUGAGUCAGUGAAGCUUAUCUUCUGGGAAGGAACAGUGAAGACGCUGUCGGGAGGCCGGUCCAAGAAGUCACGCCACAUAGCCGGUGAGGUCAUGUUUGAGUUCCCUGACAAGAUGGUGUGCCAUGCUGACUCCUUCUAUCUUGGCCGCCCAAUCCCGUCCCUCUCCAUUGACGAUGAGUUCGUCCCUGGUCAGGCCUAUUUUGUUCUCCCCAUUGACUUUUUCCCUCCAUCGUCAUCUCCGUCCUCUUGCUCUGGUUAUAUCCUCUCCGCUUCCACCCUCGCCAUUCUGGGUUCCUCCUCAGUGAGCCCCAAGCGGGCCCUAAUUGACUUCGGUGAGGAUGGCCCGUUCCAGUACGUGAAGGGAGAGGAUGGGAGGCUCCUCAUGAAGGUCUCGCCUGAUUUUAUCAUGAGAAUCAUUACGAAGGGGAAGGAGGGUGAUGACAAGAAGGACCGGGCUAGGGAAGGUGGCACAAGAUCAUCACUUUGCAGCACGCCUGAGCUAAGGAAGCAGUAUGAGCAGCUGGUCGGGUGCAGAGAGCAGGUUUGGUCACCGAAGCUCGAGACCAUUUCCGAGCACAAGAUCAGGCACUCACCCUGCAGAUUUAUCAGGUUGGAGCGGAAGCAGAAGGAGAAGGGCAAUUGA